Messenger RNA from Medicago truncatula (barrel medic), 2089 nucleotides. Its product is annotated as CBL-interacting protein kinase 24. Bases 372 to 1712 code for a protein of 446 amino acids. The transcript is spliced from 14 exons. Gene Ontology annotation, biological process: protein phosphorylation; signal transduction. Gene Ontology annotation, molecular function: protein serine/threonine kinase activity; ATP binding. The record is from RefSeq and is a predicted model, not a curated record. NCBI's taxonomy places the organism in Eukaryota, Viridiplantae, Streptophyta, Magnoliopsida, Fabales, Fabaceae.
UUAACAUAAAAACUUAUUUUUGUUCUAAAAUAAGCCUAAUUCAAACAGAAAAUCCUGUGCAUCUAUUUCUCUUCUGUCUCUUGUUUGUUGUUGAAGCUUCACUUCAAUUCAAUUCAACCUCUGAAGCUUCACUUUCAGUUUUUCUAGAAUCUUCCAUUUCCGUUCUUACCUUAACUCUUUCUCCGAUCCUCUUCUUCAUCAAACACCACAACCUCUACUUUUCUUUUCAAGGAUCGCGUUCCAGAAUAUUCUUCCUCUCAUAGUUCGGAGCUAGCAGAAACUCACCUUAACAAUUUCCGUUGAAAAUUCGCUAAUCAAUUCGUGUUUCUAGGUCAUUUCAACUUUCUUUGAAUUGCGAAUUGGUCACAAUAAUGAAGAAAGUGAGGAGGAAGAUUGGGAAGUAUGAAGUUGGUAGAACAAUUGGUGAAGGCACAUUCGCUAAGGUCAAAUAUGCAAAACACUCCGAGACAGGGGAAAGUGUCGCGAUUAAAGUCAUGGCUAAAACUACCAUUCUCAAACACAGAAUGGUUGAACAGAUUAAAAGAGAGAUAUCCAUUAUGAAGAUCGUCAGGCACCCGAAUAUAGUCAGAUUGCACGAGGUUUUGGCCAGCCAGACCAAGAUCUACAUAAUUCUGGAGUUUGUAAUGGGAGGGGAAUUAUAUGAUAAAAUUGUUCAGCAGGUAAAGCUUUCUGAAAAUGAAUCUAGGCGCUACUUUCAACAACUUAUAGACGCUGUUGCUCAUUGUCAUAAAAAGGGCGUGUACCAUAGAGACUUGAAGCCUGAAAAUCUUCUUCUUGAUGCUUAUGGAAAUUUGAAGGUUUCUGACUUUGGAUUGAGUGCAUUGACUAAGCAGGGUGACGAGCUUCUUCACACCACGUGUGGGACCCCAAAUUAUGUUGCCCCCGAGGUGCUCAGCAAUCAAGGUUAUGAUGGUGCAGCAGCUGAUGUAUGGUCAUGUGGAAUUAUUCUAUAUGUUCUAAUGGCUGGAUAUCUUCCUUUUGAGGAGGCAGACCUUCCGACGUUGUUCAGAAGGAUCAGUGCUGGAGAAUUUGUUUGCCCAGUCUGGUUUUCUGCUGGCGCAAAGACAUUUAUACAUAAAAUUUUGGACCCUGACCCUAAAACACGGGUGAAAAUUGUAGAAAUAAGGAAAGAUCCAUGGUUUCGGAAAAACUAUUCUCCUAUCAAACUCAGGGAAGAUGAGCAAGUGAAUUUGGAUGACAUUAAGGCUGUUUUUGAUGAUAUUGAGGACCAAUAUGUUUCUGAACGGUCAGAAAUUGCCGAGGGAGGUCCUUUAAUAAUGAAUGCAUUUGAGAUGAUAACCUUAUCUCAAGGGUUGAAUCUUUCACCACUAUUUGACAGGCAUCAGGAUUAUGUAAAACGACAGACUCGUUUUGUUUCACGUAAACCAGCAACAGUUAUAAUUUCUUCUAUUGAAGCUGUUGCAGAAUCAAUGAGUCUUAAGGUCCACUCUCGCAAUUACAAGAUGAGGAUUGAAAGAGUUUCUUCAAAUAAAGUUGGGCAAUUUGCAGUGGUCUUGGAGGUGUUUGAAGUCGCACCAUCCCUUUUCAUGGUGGAUGUUCGAAAGGCAGCUGGGGAUACUUUGGAGUAUCACAAGUUUUACAAGAACCUCUGUUCGAAACUAGAGAGCAUUAUUUGGAGACCGGCAGAGACUAGCCCAGAUUCUGGUUUGCUUCGACAAAUGACAUUCUGAUUCAAUUCCUGAGUGUAUGUUGCAAAUCUAAAUAAAAGGCCAUUGAAAGCUGCAUCUUCUCCCCAGGUUAAUUGGAACUGGCAUGCUUUCUAGCUAUCAUCAAAAUGCAACGUGCACUUUAUGAAACAAUGUAUACGGGAAUGGGUGUCGCUGUCAAAUUAUAGCAUGGCUUGAUUACUUAGGUGAAGGAAAGGAAAUACGUGUGAUUGUAAUGCAUCCUAUAGCGAACCAAUUGUUUACAAAAUAAAUUGAAAUUUUGGUUCGGGUGGAUAUUGUAUAAAGUAUAGUUAGAAACAAUAAAUUGUACCAAUUUGGUGUUAAUAGAGUUAAGAAAAUAAUUUGGUGAGAUAAAUUGGACAUACUACUAUUGCUACAAA